Molecule: messenger RNA, 1284 nt
Organism: Brienomyrus brachyistius
Lineage: Eukaryota; Metazoa; Chordata; Actinopteri; Osteoglossiformes; Mormyridae
Exons: 8
Coding region: 1-1170 (389 amino acids)
Cellular component (GO): centrosome
Source: RefSeq, a predicted model, not a curated record
AUGCGCGAUCAGGACAGACACGCCGCAAAAACGACAAACCUUCCCAGGGACGUCAACAUCCCACAGUAUCAUGACCUGACUUCCACGAAGAAAAGUCACGUUCGCAUUAAUGACCAACUAAUCCCAGAUCCCACUAAAAUUAAUAUAUGUGAGAAAGUGAUAACUGAUACGACCCAGAGGCACCAUCCAUACCAGUCCCAUGUCUCCCAGUUCGCAAUGUUCCCCAACUUCUGCUUCCCAGUUGAUCCAGAAACUGAGGUCCAAGCCGCGGGAAGAUCCCAUCUUGACCCCCUCGUCCCAGCGAAGAUUCCGAAAAUUACCAUUCUGAGCAAAACCAAGGGUGCCCCUUAUCGCCAUGAGGUGCUGGAGCGGCCCGCAGACAACAGGACACACGUGCUCACAUGUCCAGAACAACAGGGCUUCCACCUUUCGAGGCCCGACGAAGGUCAGAAGUUCUACCCCACAGCCCCGAAGACAAUGUGCACCAACAAAUCUCUCUGCCCUCUGGAUUUUACAUUAUCUGAACGGAGAAGCAAAAUUCUUCAGAACCUGGAGCGGUCGCAUCGGGUGACUUCCUACCAGAGGGACUUCACAGGAGCUGGACUCCUGAACCUUAGGAAGCUGGAUGACUUCCAUGAGAGGACGGUCACUGGCGAGACGACCCCCCACUCGCUGCAGCUGGUGAACCGAGACUUUAGCACAAGAGGUCUAGCAAAAGGAACAGGCAGCACCCAGACCUUUGGUUCUGAAGUGGAACAAGUAAGGAACAUACCACCCGUCUCCAGCCGGAUGGAAUACAAGGAUUCCCCUUACAGCAAAAAGCAGACCUAUGCGAUGGACAAUCAUUCAUUUGGCUCGAUCCAACCAGCUUCUGCUACUGCGACUUUGGCGAGGGUUUCCAAGGCAGAGCAGAGGCCCAGGUCUGCACCAAACCAGGAGACGUGUAGUCAGCCCUGCUCUUCUCCCGUUUCCCCCAGUAGAGGGCUAAGGGUCAGUCUUCCCAGCUCCAAAUCAGUGCUCCUAGACCUACAGGACUCCUUCAGCAAGACAGAAGCACUUCGUCACUCCCGCCAGGUCCUACACGGUAGACCCUUAGACCUUCAAGACAAUGUGUGCAAGGGGAGACGACAUUACUUGUAUGGUUUCAACUCAUACUACUUCCGCAACUGAAUGACAGUGUCACACUCAUCGAUACUGAAAUAAUAAUCUGAAAGCUGGAAACCGUGAACUGGCUUUAUUAUUCUGUGUUUGUUUCACUGAAGCAUUUGUUUGCUAAUUGUCGAA